Molecule: messenger RNA, 2398 nt
Organism: Xyrauchen texanus (razorback sucker)
Lineage: Eukaryota; Metazoa; Chordata; Actinopteri; Cypriniformes; Catostomidae
Product: ALK and LTK ligand 2a-like
Exons: 6
Coding region: 794-1249 (151 amino acids)
Biological process (GO): positive regulation of ERK5 cascade; positive regulation of ERK1 and ERK2 cascade
Molecular function (GO): receptor signaling protein tyrosine kinase activator activity; receptor tyrosine kinase binding
Source: RefSeq, a predicted model, not a curated record
UUUCACUGGCCUGUAAGGCUGAAUGUUUCUCUCUUGCUAUUAUUACCAUUACGCACAAUAAUUACAUCAGCUGCGGCCACUUCCGGGCAUCGAUCUGUAACUCGAAUCAAUCCUCUGGAGAUCUGAGUGGAUGAAAUGGUGAUAUUUGGUGGUGUGUGAGGGGGAAACCUGACUUUCAGUCACUCUCGGAGUUCCAGUCUGUGGAAUGGUGUGGGACAGUUCCUGGUAUUGCCUACAUCUCUUCCUGCGCAGCUUUUUAAGUGCUCUAAUGAGAUGGAGUGGGCAAGAAAAAAAGUCAAAGUGAUGCUGCGGGUGAGAAACGGGAAUAUGAAGAUGUGGCGUUUGUGUAACGCGUUUCUAAUUAAAGACUCUGCCAUGUAACCCCAGGAGGGACAACUCCUUCCGUCUGCGAGCCUCAAUAAAUUGGCGUGAAUCGACGGCGAAUGUUACGAGAUUUCACGAACGAGCGGCGCGCGCUCAAUGCCCUCAAGGAGCUUUCAGGAGUUUUCACCUCAAGCCUCGGAAACAUCACAAGAGAGACCGACCACACACACUUCCCACGCUCGAGUAUAAUAAAGGACAAUUCUCUUUAAAGGAUAGCUCACUCUCUCUUUUUCUCUUCACGUGUUUGUGACUGAGCAAACGAAACUCAACAAAAUACAUCGCGCGCUCAAUCGUCCCAAACCCAAACGCAUUAAGGAAAAGUAACUCCACGAUACGAGCGUCCACAGGCUAUACCACGAUUGAGGACUUGGGCAGUGCCGUACUUUUGCACACUCUGGUUGCGGGAGCGAUGCGCGCCUUGCGGGCUCCGGUGGUCGUCAUGGGGCUCAUAUUGUUAAUCUGCACUACCGUACACAGCGAUGCCAGCGCGAACAACGUCGACAAGGACGAGAAAACAUGGUUCAGACGGAUGUUAGACAUCAUGAGACAGGUGGAAAACAGCGCUGGCGUUGAGCGCGCGCAAACAACCUCAAAGACAGAGCGCGCACUUCAGCCAAAGGACUUCAAGCAUAAUCUGAAAACGAAGAAUGGGGAAACAAUACUAGAAAUCUUUCCCAGAGACCUCCGAAAGAAAGAGAAGAUCAUAAAACACUUAACAGGUCCUCUUUAUUUCAGUCCAAAAUGCAGAAAGCAUGUCUACAGGCUUUACCACAACACAAGAGACUGCACAAUCCCUGCAUACUACAAAAGGUGCGCAAGGCUUCUGACGCGACUGGCAGGGAGUCCGAGGUGUCAAGAGGGUUAACUUUACCAGCAGGUUGAAGCCAAACCAGAGUGACCCAGAGAAGAAAAAAAGCAAAGUGCCUUUUGGACAAGACAAGAGAAGAGAAUAAGAAUAAUAAAAUAAAAACCAACAUUCCACUUUAUCAACACAUCGCGUCUAGAACACUGGCUGUUCAGAGAAUAUGGAAUUGACAGUGGUUAUGGACCAAGAAUAAUGGGAUGCACUUGCUCAAGGACAGACUGAUGGACUCUGCUCAGAGCCAACCUUAAAAUGCAUAUUGAGGACAUCAGAGAAUGAAAACCAAAAACAUCUGGCUCAUUGUGUUCUAAACAGAAAAACAGUUUUCCAGUCAUUUCACUAUGAAAAAAAGGGAUUGCCUUGGUUUUGCAUUUUGUUUUCAUCAGAUAAUGAGACUUGUAAAUCAAUACUGAUGUUUUCGUGCAACAUGCCUCAAUGGGGUUUACACUACAGAGUUAUGGCGAGAAAUUAUUUAGUUCACUAUGGCGCUCAUAUGAGCUUUCCUUUUCUCUGUGCUAGCACUGAAAACCCAUUAAAUGCAUGAACGUUUCUUUUUGCUUCUGUUUGCCAGCAGACAUUUAUGAGGUGGAUCUUUGCGGUAAUCUGUGACCAAAAGCUUUUAGUUUUAUGUCCGAGACUACGAGUGUAUGACUGUGGAAUAUAUUCAGUAUAUUUUGACGUACAUGAUGUAUAGUGACGAACAUAGUCAAUAUGUAAAUAUUGUAUAAAUGAGACCUAAAAUCCCUUUGGCAAUCAUAUAAGCGUCUGACGUACGAUUGGAUUGUUGGGAUAUGUAUAUUUAAAAAAAUAUAUAUUUAAAUAAAUUAUUAUUGUUUAAACAUUUUAGGUCCUUCAUCAAUAUUGAAAUAAUACCCCCAUCUUCUGAAACAAUAUAUCAUAGUGUCGCUCAGUUUAUCUUGGCAUCAGAAGAUAUAUUUUUUCAGGGAGGGAGUUCAGGUCAUCUUAUCGCUGAUGUUAGAUGCUUUGAAUGUUUGUGAGUUAUACAUUUUUUGUCUUUAGCUACACCAAAGAUAACAGUACAAUUUUGUUGCUAGUAUCUUAGUGAUGGUAGUAAAACAUUAUCAAACUCUUGAAGAGGAUAGAUAAAGAUAUGGAGCGAGAGAGAAGGAAAAGUUGAGGAAAUAAGACAAU